Molecule: messenger RNA, 691 nt
Organism: Dreissena polymorpha
Lineage: Eukaryota; Metazoa; Mollusca; Bivalvia; Myida; Dreissenidae
Product: streptavidin-V2-like
Exons: 3
Coding region: 71-592 (173 amino acids)
Molecular function (GO): biotin binding
Source: RefSeq, a predicted model, not a curated record
UCACGUGACACAACUGUAUAUAAGAGGUAACAUCCUCAACCUACAUUAUAACUGCGUUAUCAAAAGUUUAAUGCUUGAUAAUUGGUGCAAGAAACGCAACAUCUCCAUAAUUGGAUUGAGAAUGUACCUGGUAGCAAUAGUCUGUGGUGUGUUUCCCAUAGUGCUAGGGCAUGCAUUGACUGGUGACGAAGACAACCCUUUUUGUCUUUGUGAGAUUCCUAUACCGAAUGAUCAAAACGAGUGCGGCAUCGCGGGAGUUUGGCGGAACCAGCUCAAGUCCGUCAUGAAGUUCACUUGCGUCGGCGGCCACAUCGACGGCCAAUAUUUCACAGCGGUGGGCAAGGCCGACGGAUUCUACCAACUUUCCGGCAAAUACUUGAAGCCCGACAACGACACGACCCUUCUGAGCUGGAUUGUUGCAUAUCGCAAUGAGCUGUACGGAAAUUCCAACUCGACGGUGGCUUGGUCCGGGAUCCAUUACGCUGACGAGGGUACUCUGUACACACACUGGCUGUUGACCCAUUUCUAUCCACGUCCCCGCCUGUGGAAAACGACGAUGAUCAACCACGAUGACUUUCAGAAGGUCUGCUAAAGAUUGAAAACACAAGGACAUUUCCAAUAUUAUGUUUAUUUUGUGGGCAUAUCUUCACUAUGAAUAAACGCAUAUUUUUAAAAUAAAAUAUAAACUAUA